GAGAGAGAGAGAGAAAGAGAGGGCAAGAGUGGGGAAGAAAGAAGGACGUAUCAGAGAGUGCCGGAGUGCACGGACACAGAGAAACCAUGGAGGCUAGACCCACAAACCGAGCACAGAACCGGAGGACUGUAUCUAAUAACGGAAUGCGACUUUUAAUGUUUGUUUUCAUCCUUUACGGAGCCGCCGCAGGUGUAAGCAGUAACAAAGUGGUUGUUCCUGACAAAGUGAAUGCAGUGCUUGGCAAGAACAUCACUCUCAGCUGCCUAAUAGAAGCAGGAUCCAACCUCAGCCUCACACAGAUCUCCUGGGAACGUCGUUCACCUUCAGGCCCCGUUACCCUGGCAGUUUACAAUCCAGACUAUGGAACUUCAUACGCUAAGGAAUAUGGCAAACGCAUCACAUUCGUUUCCCCUUCCAUACGAGAUGCCACCAUUACCAUCGAAGGUGUUGGUUUGGCCGAUAUUGGAACCUAUACCUGCAAAGUGACGACUUUUCCUUUGGGCAACACACAAGCGUCAACCUUUGUAAAUGUUUCAGUGGAGCCCAAGGUGUACGUAUCUGCAGGUCCUGCAGCUCUUCUGGAUGGUGGGGAUGAGGCGCUGGUGGCUACUUGCAUAGCAGAGCGUGGCCGUCCUGCCGCUGAGGUUUUCUGGGAGGCUGAGCUGUAUGGUAGAUCUGACGGGCAAAAGCAGGAGGAUCUAAAUCGUACCACUACAGUGCGAGUUAACUACAUGUGGAAACCUCAGAGUUACGCUCAAGGAAAGACGCUCACCUGUGUGGUGCGCCACCCAACUCUGCAAACAGAAUUCCGCAUACCCUACAAGUUAAAUGUUCAAUUUGCACCUAAUAUAUCCCUACAAGGAAUUGAUCAAAUCUGGUAUGUGGGUCAAACAAAUGUGAAAAUCAGCUGCACAGCCAAAGCCAACCCUCCUGCCCAUGACUACAAAUGGAUCAGGAUGGAUGGAUCAAUGCCGGAAGGUGUUAAGAUCUCAAACAACAAUCUUUCUUUCACACGUCCACUGGAGCGCAAUGACUCAGCAGUCUAUCGCUGUGAGGUGACUAAUGACAUUGGUCGCAGCAUUCAAGAUGUCACCUUCUGGGUUCAAGAUCCCCCUCCCACCACUGCAGCCCCAACUACCACUGCCUCCCCCGUCCGCUAUGAGUCCGGAACCGGAAAGGAUGUGGACCGGCGCAGAGCUCCGUUCACCUCCCCCACCCUGGCCUCUAUCCACGAUGGCAGCCUUGGCACUAUUAUUGGCGGGGUAGUGGGUGGGGUUCUCUUUCUGAUUCUCCUGCUGAUCCUCACUGGUGCUUGUUUUAUGCGCCAGCGGAGAACCUUCAGAGGAGACUACUACACCAAACAGUAUUUGGGACCUUCUGACAUGCAGAAGGAGUCUCAGAUAGAUGUUCUACAGCCUCAUGAGCUGCAGGAGGUUUAUGGGGACAAGAUGAGCAAAGGUAGCCAGGAGCUGAAACCCAAACUGGGGGGGGACAUUAUUUACCCAGACUACACUCCUGAGCGGAAGGACAGGGAUGACUGGAACGACAGGGGGGAUAUUCAUAGGGGCAUGAAGGAGGGAAACUAUUACCCAGAGCACUACAAUAACCAAAACAUGCACCCCUGUGGGCCUCCUGUGCACAGCCCCAUUGUGAACAACGGCUCCCCCUACCUUCCGGAUGACUGCUAUGAAAAUGGUACAGACAGUGACUACGUGUCGCAUAUAGACGGAUCUGUGAUUUCACGCAGAGAGUGGUAUGUUUGAGGACAAAUGAGUACAAACAGGGAUUCAGUCAACAAGUGACAGACACGUCUUUACAGGAUGCAUCAUUUCAUCUGAAAAGCAUAAAGGAAAUUUCUGAGCUUCCACAUUGAGCUUCAUGAACAAUUUUGCUCUGCCUUGAUUGUAACCACUUAACCUUAAAGAUUUUUUUUUUCUUCUGGAUUGUAUUUCAAGUCUGUAGCAAAGACCUGCAACAAAGUUGGAACGCCUUAGAGAUUUCACCUGUUCGUGCUUGGCCUAAAAUGACGUGUCGAACAAUGUGAACGAGGUUUUGUUUUCUGCCAGUUUGUGUUCGCACCUGUCGUUUUUUUCUACAGGUUAGCUGUUUGCAGUCUCGUUAUCAAUGUAUUUAUUCCGCUGAAUUAAUGAGCUCUGCUCCAAUGGAACCUCACAAUUUCAGUGGCAUUUAGAAAAGGAUCUCCUAAGAGGUCUUUGUGCAUUUUCACACACAAGUGAAACAUUUAUUAUGGCUAAAACCAGUAUUUAAAGCAAAUUAUAUUGCAUGCUUUCGUAAAACUAAAGUAUCAUUAAGUGAAAGGGAAAUUUACAAGAUAAAAAGGGAGACUUGCUGGCGCGUCAUACACGAGGUAAAGCAGAGCGAUGGAGCCGAGUGUGCAGGCAUGGUCUAGUUUAAGAUUCUCAUGGUUUAUUAACCUACGGUAGAAAUAUCACAACAUCAAGCUGUUUAAAUUAAACUAUUAAAUGUCAGUGUUUAUAUAAAUGAUUUUAUCUGAAAAUAGAGAAGCAAUAAUUAUUGCAUUUUCUGGUAAGAUGACACCUUUAAAUGUUCAGUGGCUCUCUGGCCUUUCCUACAAGUUAGGGAAAAGUGUUGAAGUCUUCCAAUCAGCUGACUUGUAGGACUCCACUAAAGUCUGGUCCCCCUGUCACUUUAUCUGGCAUCAUUUUACAAAGACUUUAAAUAUCAGAUGUGCCAGCACCUAAAAUACAGUAUGACUGAUCGUAAAACUGGUUUUGGAACAUUUUUGUACUCCGAUUCUGGUAACCAGCCAUAUGCAUAAUGCUGACACUAACAUGACCAAUGUUUGGUGUAACGCCACUGCGGAUGUAUGACAGAACCACAUGCUAACCAGUCAUAGAAGUUUAACUUGUCCCCUUCACAUGUAAUUGAUCAGUGUGCAUCUUUACUCUCGUCACUCAGCUGUUCCUAAACCUAAACAAUCAACGGUUAUCAUAGCAACGUUGUUUAUUUUUUCAAACUUGAAGUUUAUUUCUUUUUCUGUCUCAUACAGUAAGAAUGGUGCAAAAGGCAGUUUCAGUUUGCUUUCUUAUUAAAUAAACUGUUCCUAAAAUCUUAUUUUUAAUUCUUUCACUAUUAUUUUCCAAACAGCUGAAGGACUCGCUUAAGUAUCUUAGUCUUUGUGUGUAGCAUAUUCCUGGCAGCUCUUGAUCUACAAGCUGUCUGCAGCUGCUUACUCUUGUUGUCAUUUCAUAGCUAAACUGAUACAGAUAAGCUGAUGAAAAAGGGAUGCUUGUAAGCGUUGAUUGUGCGUGACUUUACUCAAAAUAAUCCAUUGUUUCAAUUUUUUAAUCUGCCAACUCCCUCACCAGCUGCUGUGCCGCCUAGGCUGUAGCAUUAACGAGAAAAUUACAAACAUAUAUGGCAGGAAUUCAUAUCGGUUUAACUAAGUACAGAUGUGUAACCAUGCCAAGGUAAAGCAGCUUGUACCUGGUUCUAAGAGUCAAGCUGCACAAGUUAAAGGAUGUAAAUUAGUUUCUACCAUGUUUUUUUUUUUUUUACUUCAGUAGGCGUGCCUUGGAGUAGCUAUAUUGUUUGAAAUGUCAAUAGAUUCACUAAGAUGACUGUUGUCUGGUUUUGGUCAAAUGCGCUCUUAGGUCACUAAUCGACCUAUCAGCCACAUGGAUAUUUACAAUGAAUGCUCUUUGCUGGUUUGAUUUAAAGAUGAGUCCAACUUUGGAUGCAGGGUUAUGAUGUUUGAACUUGAUGAAGCUUUGAUACGUCAAUGCUAAUUUUCCACCGCUUUGAUUUCUUUUUAAAAUUAAGAAGAAUUAAGUAAUGAAAAGGUUUCCAAAAUAACCAAUAAAAAAGCAUUUAAAAAUUAUUUUGCAAUUUCCAAACAGACAUAAUGGUUAUAGAACUGCCUAUAACAUUACAGGCUAGAAAUAAUGUAAUCCUUAGCAUAGUUCUCAGGAUCCCAUAAACAUUUUAAAAUCAAAGUUUCCCUUAAAUAAAGGAUAACGGCUCCAAAGAAUAAAACAGAGCACAUUUGCUGUCCUCUGUUCAGCCUUGCUGUUAUCUGCUGAAAGUCUUGCUCUCUUCCCUAGUCUUACAGCCUUAAUGGAUAAUAGACCUAUCGUAUAAAUACCGUUUGUUUAAUUUACCUCUUCUUACAAUUCUGUGCUUUCACUGUUUUUCUUUUUAAACACAUCACUGAUACUAAAAAUAGCUAACUUUUUUUUUUCAAUAACAGCUUCCGCACCAAAGACUCUUGUCAGUCCAACUUAAUAGCAGCUAGGUGGAAUUUUGAAAGUUACCAUUCAGGCCUAUUUAAGCCAAAAAAAUGUCUAAUUUCAGUUACCAGUCAAUUUCUGUCUGCUUCCCAUUGGUAAAGUGAUGGCACUUGAUCAUAUACCAGGUUCAGGCAAUUGCUCAUUAUUUCUUAAUCUGAAACACAAAGGUCAAAUGGCUACACGCAGAUACCUACUGUAAAAACUCCACCAAUCACAAACUGUUUAAAAAAGGGUGUUUAAUGAUAACUUAAACUACUUUGACAUAAGUUAUUCCAUCCAUGCAGUUUGAAGAGCAGCUGGUAUUUAACUUCUCAGUGAACUUUCAAACAGCCCAGGCCUCCCAUCUUCUCCCGCUUAGGGCUGAUAACAGGCUGCACCGCAGUCUUUUCCAUUUUUUCCUCCUGAAUAAUUUCAGAUCUCUGUCUCUACACCAAUUGGUCAUUAAGAGUUUUUUUUAAACUCAAGAUCAAAGUGAUCUGUUAUAAAUACUAGAUGUAACUGGUACGGCUGUCAUCAUCUGACAUUAUGUGGCUACAUAAACCACCAACAGUUUUACUGCUGCUGCUCUACGCUCAGCCAUCAUGGGGCAGGAUCGCCAAAAUGUACAUAGAGAGGGAGACGCAUUGAACAGAUCCCUCUGUUGAAUUUUGGAUUAUUCAGAUAGCUUGGUGAGCAGCUGACAUCACUGCAGAGCAUGCUGUAAUGUUGGGGUUUGGCUCCUCUGAGAAUGUGAAAUGGUCAUGGAAAUAAGAAACCUAAUCUACGAGUUGGGAAAAGAAAACAGGUCCAUGCAGAUCCGGGAUAUAAUGGCUCCCAAUGGGAAAGGCUUGUUAAUUGUUUUCCCCAAAAAACAACAAUUCUUAUGAAACUAAGUUUCAGUCAAAGGAGCUGACAACAUCAGUGAUCUCAUCUCUUCCUCCUCGAUUCUUUGCCACACUUCUUCACUUAAAGCCUUUGCUUUGUUUCCUCAGGAAUGAUGCAGGGAUCAGAGUGGCCUUUGCUGUCUCACCACAACAUUACAGGAAAAAAAUAAAAGAAUCCUUUUGUCUGCCAAAUAUUGGUGUCAGACAAAUGUAGUGAGAAAAUAACAAAAUCCAGUUUUUACAUUAUAUUUUCAAUCGAGGGAAAAAAGUUUUCCCACCUGUGCUCUAUUUGAAAAUGUAACCCUGUAGAAUCAGGAAAAUUCUGCAUACAUUAUACUAAGUAGUUUAAACAUUUCAUAAAAUUAGGUUAUUAGUUUCAGUUAUAAAGUAAAAAUGGCCUCCAUCAGAGAACUCAAGGUGAAAACAUCUGUUGAAGAAAAUACUAAAAAUUAAAGCUAAAUAUGGAAUCUUUUGGAGGUUCCGCUGUUAUUUACAAAAUGGUUGUAAAUAACAGUGGAGCGGCUGCCCUUGAUGUCCUCCCUAACCCCUAAAUCCCUCAAUGACCAUAUAGAGUGGGUAAUAUAUAGUAGAUUUUAUAGUGAACUCAGUUAACUGACCGUUCGGACAGAUGAUCGCUACUUUUCGCUUACGUAACUCCGCCUCCCCACAGUGCCUGCGCCAUCUUUGUUAUUUGUCGCCGUUGCCGCAUAGCGACAGUCAUGGGCGACAGCGGGCUCCUGUAACAAGUCCCAUGAUUCUCUGCGAGUAGAGCUCUUCUCGCAAAGCAUUGCAGGAUAUAUCUGCUUGUCUAGUGACCAUGGAUGAUCACUACUUUUUAAGUUGCAUUGUGAGAAAUUUCGAGUCCACUACUUUUCCAUCCACUACACAUUUGGACCCCCAUUAAAAUGGCAUAACCAAGACAUUUGGACACAGCCUAAGAGUAGCAAAACCAGUUAACAGGACAAGAGGGCAAAUCUCUUUUCUAUCCUAUGACUAAAUCACAGUUUUUAAAAAUUAAAUUCUUCCCUUAAUAAAUCAAUUGUUUGUAACACUUAAUAUGGUUUAGUGAUUUAAACUAAGCAUAAAAAAAUGAGAGAAUCCUCUGCAGGCCCACAUUGUAAUGCAGUCUUCAGUAUGUGAUCCAUUCAGAUAAAACAAGCACAGCCGUAGUUUGAGGUCUCCUUUUUUAUUGGGGUUUGUAAUAGAUUUUGGGUGCACAACUCCACCCUGGUUUUCAUAAAGCAGGUUUAGAUGUCUCAGAAUAAAAGGCUUUAAUCUGUUUAGCUGGGGUCCCACUUCGGGCCACAUUGAAGAAGCAGCGCUCACCUCAUAACCUUCAGCUUUUUAAUCAACUUUUAUACCCUUCCUCAUCAAGCUUGGCAGCGGCAGCUCUCACAGUCUGUGAUAUACGGCACAACCUCGUCUGCAUUUUCCCUGUAUAGUUUAUUCAUAGCUCUCAGCUAUUUGGGAAGGUUUUCUCCAUACAGGCAGCUGCUUUGACUCUAAAAAUGAUCUCUAAUUAGCUUCAGUUUAGUUCAGAAAGCAAAACCAACUGAUUGAAUGAAUGUUUUUUGUUUUUUUACUUUGUUGUGCAUUAUGGUUUGUUGCUUAAAAACUGGUUGCAUGUGCAGUUAUUGGCUGCCUAUGAUUUUUCCAUCAGUAAUGUUUAUAUGUACAUAUUAGGUAUAGCAUUAGAACGGCCUUAGUAGUACUCUGUCAUUCUGGGUUUGUUCUGGACUCCCCUACUGAAUAGCUGGUGCCUUAAAUGGGCUGAGCAAUGCACAGAAACUUUAAAAGCUGACAGAAACUGAAAGCAUUAAUGUAAAGAUUAUUAUUAAAAGAGGGCAGAGGUGCUUUUUUUGAAAUAUGUAAUCCAACUUUCAUAUUUAAAAUGAGCUGUUUUCAGAGCAGCAGCAUUGACAAAAGGUUUAUUACCAUGCCUUACAGAGUGUAAAAAGGACACAUGUAACAAGUUUGUUACUGGGAAAAUUGUAAUAAAGCAAAGGUCCACUGGGAAUUAAGGCAAGCCAGGUUCAUAGAAAAUAUUAUUUUCCUGUAAAUAUGCUGGCUUUUUUAUUAUUGAAAAAAAAAUCUUAUUUUUUUGUAUGAGGUCUGUAAUUUUCACAGAAUAUUAGGUUGUUUUACAAGCUUCCAAUGGGCUCAUUCUCAGAGUAAGACUGAGACCCUGUUUUCACUACAUUUUAUAUCUGUUCUGGAGCGUUGGUGGCCAAUUAUUUUGUACGGUGUUCUUUGAAUGAUUGAAGUCUCACAGGAAAUCAAGGAAGUUGGGAGAUUUUGUCUGUUCAUUUUUUCUUUUUUUUGCAAUAAAACCAUCAUCGUUCCACUCCAA
Cyprinodon tularosa is the source of this 7484-nucleotide messenger RNA. RefSeq names its product nectin cell adhesion molecule 3a (gene nectin3a). Gene Ontology annotation, cellular component: apical junction complex; adherens junction. The record is from RefSeq and is a predicted model, not a curated record. NCBI's taxonomy places the organism in Eukaryota, Metazoa, Chordata, Actinopteri, Cyprinodontiformes, Cyprinodontidae. The coding region runs from base 87 to 1763 and encodes 558 amino acids. The transcript has 6 exons. Gene Ontology annotation, biological process: heterophilic cell-cell adhesion; homophilic cell-cell adhesion.